CAAACAGAUCACUCUUGGGCACAAGCACUCCCACACAACACUCCCCACCCACUGCAACCCACUUGUUCUCUUUAGUUAACUUCCUGCUUCUCUGAGGCAUACCUGCCAGUGAAGGAACUGAGAGGAGAAAAGAAAGAUGAGAAAGUACCUAAUCAUGGAGAAAUGAAGCUUUGGAUUCAGUGCUUGAAGAAUUCAGGCUCUAAUUUCCCAGGUCAGGCUGGUAUAAAGGAGAUCUUCAUGUAGUUUGCUACCUUCUCAUAUUUAUUAGUCACCGGUGUUUUUACACCACCCUCAUAAGGAUAUGAGAAGACUGGAGGGAGGGGACAAGACCUUUUGUUGGUUUCUCUUCUUUGGGCCAGAGAGAGGGAAGAACAGAAUCCAAGGAACUUGAAAACAGGUUUUUGGGAUGUCUACGAGCAGCAACAAUGGGAUGAAAACAGAAAGCAAGGGGACAUAGCAGGUACCAGCUCCGGAAGGCUUUAUUUGACGUCUGUUCCUCCAGCUACCCAGCCUUUCCCCCUCUGUCUGCCAUUGCCAUCCAUAACACCAUGUGGUUAGAGUCACAUUGGAAGAACAUCCGCCAGACUCUGUUACUUCUCUUCACUGCUGCACUUCUCAUUGGGGUCACAAUGUUGGCUGUUUCCUCUAACAUCAACCCAGUAGGAUACUUCUUCCUGGGGGUGGGAGGCUUGUGCCUCAUUGGCUACUUGCUGAGUGUAUUUGCAGAGUAUUACAUGAAACAUCAGCAGACACAGAACGCAAAUCUGGCAGCUCCAAGGAUGCAGAGCCAGGCAGGGGUGAAUAAUGCUUAUGAAGCUCCUGCAUAUGAGGAAGUGAUGAAUAUGCCAAACCCAACAAUUUGGACAAUCACUUCCAAUGCAGGCACAGUGCCUUCACCGGUGGGUGAUCCCCCGCCGUACAGUGUGGUUAUAGAGUCACCUGCCCUGGCUGAGGCUGUGGUGGAGACCUUCAGUGUCUCAGUGGCGUCAGGCACUAGGCAUUUCUCUGAGGCAGAUGCAGGAUCCAGGCUGCACCUUCGGUUGGUAUUGCCCCCAAGGCUGCAGCGGUUUGCUUCAGAUAUCCAUGGAGUCAAAGGUGCUGAAGACAGUGUGGAACCCUUGGAGCCACUUACACCACCCCCUGCUUAUGACAGUGGUACUGAAGAUGAGGUCUUUGAAGAAACUAGGGAAUCUGCAAGACUAUGACUACUUAAAAAAAUACCAGAUGUCAUGGAUUCAACACAAAACCCACCACAGUGCAUCAGUACACAGGAGAAAAAAAGCUGUGGAAACAGUCAAGGUCCUGCAGUGGUGAAUGUUAAAGCCACAACUGACUUUUGAGGUGCUUGGUGUCUGGGGUUGCAGAUGAGACAUAUGAAAGGAGGAUAAGGUACACCCUCACCCCAGCCCUACCCACAUUUGCAUAUCUCAACAGAUACCCUACCCAAACCAUUUCUGUCCUACAUAGAUCAACACCAUUGUCUAUUUCUUACACACAAGCCCACUCCAUCCACUGUGAUAGAUGUGCAGAGACUACCCUUUUUCACUUACACAAAUGCAUAGGCACACAUUAAUUUAAGUCAGCUCAAUGCAAUGAGAUUUCAUUGGCAGGACAAGCUUUGUAAGGGAGCCAAAGAACUUUAGAAAAAAGGCAAACCACUCAGGUAUCAGUCAGAAGCAGAAGCACUCUACUCCCCUUACAUAUACCUAACAUAUAUACAUGCACACAGACUUGCUACCUCCCAUGUGUGCUAAAGUGCAAAUGACCCUGACACAAAUGACCCUGUGUGUGUUAAGGUGCAGUGGGCUGAAAAUUGCAGGGGUGGUGGCCCCUGCUCAGGCCACAAAGCCUGCCAAGCUUCAAGAAGAUUGGUGCAGGGGUUUGGGGGGGAACUGCACCCCAAGCUGCUGACAGGCAAAACUCAUGAUGUGGGUGGCUGCUUGGGCGACUGCGUCUGUCUUGGAGCACAGGGGGGGGGGUGAAAUCUAGUGCAAACCUGGGUGCUGGGCCCUGCCAGGCCACGAAGCCUGCCAGCUGUGUGUGUCUCGCUGGGGGAGUCUGUUGUCCAGGGCCCUGCACCCCAAGCUGCUGACAGGCAAAACUCAUGAUGUGGGUAGGUGACAUUGUGUGUGUGUUAAGGUGUGCCCUUCCUGGCACUGGGGCCUCUGCACAACAUGGCAGUGUGCCCCAGUGAGGCCUCCUCCUCCCCUACAGCCUCACGCCUGGUCCUCCACUUUACGUGACAACAGGUAAAAUAACUUAGCUGGCUCAACACCAGUAGCAUCAGCAGCAGCAUCAAAGAUACCCAAAUGGACCUGUCACAGAGCCUUUGUUUUUAUAAAGGAAUUGACAGCAAGAAGUAAAGAUGUUGUGUUGGACAUAUGAUGUUAUUCAUGGUA
This is a messenger RNA of Alligator mississippiensis (American alligator), 2399 nucleotides long. RefSeq names its product transmembrane protein 139 (gene TMEM139). Bases 549 to 1205 code for a protein of 218 amino acids. The transcript is spliced from 3 exons. The record is from RefSeq and is a predicted model, not a curated record. Lineage: Eukaryota; Metazoa; Chordata; Crocodylia; Alligatoridae.